Molecule: messenger RNA, 2430 nt
Organism: Prunus armeniaca (apricot)
Lineage: Eukaryota; Viridiplantae; Streptophyta; Magnoliopsida; Rosales; Rosaceae
Source: the annotation of a GenBank genome assembly
AUGGUGAUCCAUAUCAAACCUAGGCUUCCUCUGUUCUUGUUCCUUUCACUUUUUGUUCUUGCUUUCUCUGUGUCUUUCACUCUUGGUCAAGAUAGAGAACAGCAAUGUGAAAAACAGUGUCAAGACUUUAAGAGGCCUGUAAUUCAUUCUGAGUGUAUCUACCAAUGCAGGAUGUGGGGGCCCUGGUCGCUUCCUCCGGCGGAAAGUUCUAAUCAUCACAAGAAACAGCAGCAACAUGAGCAGGAGCAGCAAUGCAAGCAGCGUUGCCAAUCGCAGCAUGGCCAUAGGCAGCAGCAGCAAUGUCAGCAAGAGUGUCAUGAGCAAAUUAGGCAACAGAAAGAGCGCGAGGAAAUGCAGCAAAUGUGCCAGCAGCGCUGUGAGAUGCAGGGGAGCGGUGGUCAGCAGCAACAGAGGCAACAGUGCCAAAGACAGUGUGAGCAGCAAGUCGAACAACUCAAGCAGUGCCAGAUACGGUGCCAGAUGCAAGGACAAGGCCAACAACAAGAGCAAUGCCAAAGAACGUGCAGGCAGGAACUUGAAGUCCAGCAACGAAGGCAACAACAAGAACAAGGACCUGGCGCAGGGGACAACAAACUAGAGGAUGAGACACUAAAUGGUGAGCCCAGAAGGCGAUUCGAGCAGUGCCUGCAGGGUUGCGAAAGACAACAGCAGGGUCAGGGAGAACAAGAGCAAUGCCCACGACAGUGCAGGGAACAAUUUGACAAGGAGAAAAGGCAGUACCAGCAGUGCAAGCAGAGUUGCGAAAAGUCAUCACAGCAUGAUGAUGAAAAACGCCAAUGCAAACAACAGUGCAAACAACAGAUAAGUCUGCAGCAGGGAGGAGGUAACCAAGAAGAAGAUGAUGAUGCACUAAAUGGCUCGGGCUAUGGUGGUGCCAAAGAGCGAUUCGAGCAGUGCAAGCUGAGUUGUCAGAGUCAACAAGGUCAGGGACAACAAGAGCAAUGCCCAAAACAGUGCAAGCAACAAUUUGAACAUGAGAAACAUCAGUACAAGCAGUGCAAGCGGGGUUGCGAAAAGCAAGCACUUGAUGAUGAUCAAAAAGAACAAUGCAAACAACAGUGCACACAACAGAUGAGUCAGCAGUAUGGUCAGCAGCAGGAAGGAAGCACAGGAGGAGGUGGUCCGAACCAACAACAAGAGGAGGAGGGGCAGAUGGGGAGUCAGGGUCAGAGCCAGAGCCAGAGCAACAACCCCUUCUACUUCCCAUCACACAGGUUUCAGCCAAGGUUCCAGUCUAAUGAAGGUGGGCUUUAUGUGCUUGAGAGGUUCACCCAGAGACAGAGUGAGAUUCUUCGCGGCAUUAAGAACUACCGCUUGGCCAUCUUUGAGGCAAGGCCUAACACUUUUGUUCUCCCACACCAUUGUAAUGCUGAAGCGAUUUUCGUUGUUCUGAGCGGACAAUGUACUUGUACCCUUUUGAUGCAAGACAGAAAGGAGUCCUUCAACUUGGAACACGGAGAUGUGAUUAGAGUUCCCGCGGGGGCUACUACCUACUUAGUUAACAAUAACAGUGAUGAGACUCUUCGAAUUGCAAAGCUCCUUCAGCCUGUUAACAAUCCUGGCCGAUUUGAGGAAUUCUUCCCUGCCGGUUCCGGAAAUCCUGAGUCAUACUUCAGCGUUUUCAGCAAUGACAUUCUUGAAUCUGCCUUUAAUACCCCAAGAGAGCAGCUAGAGCAUGGCUUUAAGCAGGGCCAGCAGCAGCAGGGCCAAGGCAUAGUCAUGAGAGCCCCAAAAGAGCAACUCCAGGCACUGAGUCAGGCCUCCUCAUCCAGGCGUAGAGGAGACCGUCAGUCUCAGGGUCCAUUCAAUCUGAGACAACAAAGACCUGUGCACUCUAACAACUAUGGCCAGUUCUGUGAGGCUCGGCCGGAGGAGUUCAAUCAGCUCCAGGACAUGGAUGCCUCAGUCAGUUGCAUUGAGAUCAACCAACAAGCUAUGAUGGUGCCACAUUUCAAUUCAAAAGCAACACACUUGAUUAUGGUUGUGGAAGGAAACGGACUUGUUGAAAUGGCCUGCCCAUACUUGGCAAGCCAAAGCCAAGAAAUUAUGGGACAGCAAGAGCAGCAGGGAGAACAGAGUGGAAGGUACAUGAAGGUCACCGCUCAGCUAUCACCUGGUGAUGUUUUUGUGAUCCCGGCUGGUCAUCCUGUUGCCCUUGUUGCCCAAAAUCAGAACCUCCGAAUCCUGGGAUUUGGACUCAAUGCCCAAAGCAACACGAGGAACUUCCUUGCAGGGCAAGAGGACAACAUAAUAAUGCAGAUGGACAGAGAGGCUAGGCAGCUGGCAUUUGGGCCAGAGAUGGAACAAAUUUUCAGCAAGCAGCAGCAAUCUUACUUUGUGCCAACACAGCAGGGAAGAAGCAGAAACCACCACUUGUCUUCAAUUUUGGAGUUUGCUGGCAUGAUCUAA